Osmerus eperlanus (European smelt) is the source of this 4371-nucleotide messenger RNA. It is a transcript of the gene atmin, whose product is annotated as ATM interactor. The record is from RefSeq and is a predicted model, not a curated record. The transcript has 4 exons. Gene Ontology annotation, biological process: regulation of transcription by RNA polymerase II. Gene Ontology annotation, molecular function: DNA-binding transcription factor activity, RNA polymerase II-specific; transcription cis-regulatory region binding. NCBI's taxonomy places the organism in Eukaryota, Metazoa, Chordata, Actinopteri, Osmeriformes, Osmeridae. Gene Ontology annotation, cellular component: nucleus. Bases 81 to 2408 code for a protein of 775 amino acids.
ACCAAGCUAAAUCUCAAAUUGAUUAAUUCAGCGCAGAUUCAGAAGCAAGAAUACUCGAUUAAAGGCAACCUCCAACGCCCAUGCCCCGCCCACCUAAGCGGAUCCUACUGUACCGUACACACUGCCGUCUCAGGAACCGCGGCGAGUCGGUCGUCAACAGAAACAUGGCUGCCUCUGCAACGGGGGAAGCUCACAACAACGGCAACGUUUCCUCCCUGAGACCAAAAUGCAGCGAAGAAGCUCUUUCACAGCAAAGAGAAAUUAUCCAACCGUCCGUCGUGGAGCUAACCAAAGAAGUGCGGACUAACAUCCUCUGUACUGUGGAGGGAUGUGGGAAGAUUCUCCCUAACACGCCAGCGCUGAACAUGCAUCUAGUGAAGUCUCACGGAGUAAAGGAUGGUCUCAUCAACCCGACAGUGAGGAAGGACAUGAAGGGGAGUCAGAAACUGUACUGCUGCCCCAUCGAGGGCUGUCCUCGCGGACGCAAUCGCCCCUUCUCCCAGUUCUCACUGGUCAAACAGCACUUUAUGAAGAUGCACGCUGAGAAGAAGCACAAGUGCUCCAAGUGCAGCAACGGCUACAGCACAGAGUGGGACCUGAGGCGCCACGCGGAGGACUGCGGAAAGACCUACUGCUGCACCUGCGGCUGCCCGUACGCCAGCAGGGCGGCGCUGUUGUCUCACAUCUACAGGACUGGCCACGAGGUUCCCACUGAGCACAGGUACCCACCUGUGAAAAAGCGUAAGAUGGAGAAGCUGAUUGGUGGAGCCGCGAAGGUGAAAGCCAGCGAUUGGCCGUGCCAGCAGACGAGCUCCGACCGCCAUCUCUCCUUCGCCUCCGACGUCCUGGAUCCCGUGAAACACCCAUCCAACCCCCCCAGAACCUUCCAGAAGGUUCUCCUGCCCAAGCCCAAGGUGGCCGUGGUGAACGUGCCAGUCAUCCAGCUGGCUCACCUCCCCGUCCUCCUGCCCUCUGACAGCGGGGCGCUGCGCUCCGUCGUCCUGGCGGUGGACAGCCACGGUUCCCUCAGCACGCUCCAUCUGCUGCCCCAAUCCAUGGCAGCCGUGGUGCCCCACCUGGACGCCAGGACGCUGGGCUUCCGGGGCAGCAUGCAGGCCUCCCGCUCCAGCGUGGGUCCCAUCAGCACAGGGGUGCAGGUCAGUCUGGAGCCGGUGGGUCUGGCGGACAAUCCAGCCAGAUGUCUAGGGGGGCAGCGGGGGAGGAGCACCUCCACAAACAUCCAGACGGACAUGUCCUUCCAGGCCAGGGAGGCUGUGGGGGCCGGGGGGCUGGGGGCCGGAGGGGAGUCCUCGGUGUCCUCCUGCUCCCAGACAGACAUCAGCGUCAGCGCCCAGGUUCUCCUGCCGGUCAGCGUGGAGACCCAGACCUUCUCCUCCAGGACCAAAGCCACCUCCACCAUCGCAGCCCAGACGGAGAGCCACGUCCUGGGCCAGCUGGCCUCGUCCUCGUCCCCCUCCACCACCAGGCAGACCCAGACCAGGGAGCGGGCUGAGGAGAGGGCUCAGUUAGACCAGGCCAUCGCCUGCUCCCACCUGUUCGAAGGCGACUCCCUCAGCGUCUCCACCCAGACGGCGCUGUCCGACGCGUUCUCGGGCCACCACGGCCUCUACGGCGAGCAGGAAGAGGAGAAGUCGGCGGGGGGGAUGUGUUUCGGCGUGCAGACGGACGAGCUCCAGGCGAGCGGCGUUGCCGAUAACCAGACCCAGACCAUGGCGCUGAUCAACGACCUGGCCAACAUCCUGUCUGACAGCAUGGCCGCCCACCAGGGUCUGACGGACGGCUCCUCCGGCUCCUCCGCCCCCCACGCCGCCAUCGACUUCGAUUUUGAGGAGUUCCUGAAUGCCGUGCACAUCCAGACUCAGACGGAGGAGAGCGAGCUGGCUGCGCCCCUGGAGUCCCUGGACACCCACACGCAGACCGACUUCCUGCUGUUGGAGGGGCUGGCGGGGGAGGGCGAGGCCCGCAGCGACCUGGAGCUGGAGAUGUUUGACACGCAGACGCAGACCGACCUCAACUUCCUGCUGAGCGCCGGACACGUGCCCCUGGGGAACAUCCUGCGCCAGUCCAGCUUCUCCAUGAGCACCGAGUCAUCUGACAACGAGACCCAGACCGACCUGCCGCCCUCGCCACCUCGCCCCCCGCACCCAGCCCUCUCCGGAGGAGACCCCGCCAGGCCGCUGAGCACCACGGAGACCCAGACGGCGAGCGGGCCAUCGGAUAGCCUCGGACACCUGUUCCUAACCAGCAACGAGACCCAGACCGUCAUGGACGACUUCCUGUCAGCUGACCUGGCCUGGAACGUUGAGUCUCACUUGAGCUCUGUGGAGACCCAGACCUGCCAAGAGCUGUUUGGGCUUUUCCAGAACCCAGACAAACCCAACAGCUGAACCCCCCUCCUCCCUACACAGGGGCUACCUCACCCCCCCUCACCCCCCUCAAACAUGACAGGCUGCUGGUGUCUGGUGUCUCCUCCCCCCCUCUCCUCACCCCGCCCCAGAGUGGCCAGGACAGCUUAUCUCCAUCCCCUGGACAGUCCACUGCCUAUACAGGACUGUCAGACAGACACACUUAAGUAGGGAGACUACUAGGAACAUUCCACUGUGGGGGUCGGAACAUGUCCAGGAAACACACACCCCUCACACACAUACACACACACACAAUAUUAAUAGCACUUUAUUAUUCGACAGGCAUGAUUACCCCCCCCCACACACACACACACACACACAUACACACUCUGCCAGUACACAUGUUUAUUUGCACAUACGAUGACAUACUACUACAUGCGCAUUUUCUCUUGAAAUGUUGGUGUAUUUCAACGUUUCAUAGCUCGAGCAUUAGCGCUAGCUGUCUCGUUCGCUGUAAUGGGAAGGUAAAGGUGAACCCUGAUCAUCCUACUCAGUGGCUAUAGCCACCAAGAAUCGCUAGAAGGCUAGUUACAAUGUCCGCUGGUUGUCACGCACCCCUUGUUGAGAUGGGACUGGUAUUAGUAUUCUUGUCAAAUCUGUCUUUCAUCCCCGCAAGGUCACUAUCCUGAACAUCCCCGGGUCAAUCAGUUAGCUAGCACUAGCAGACAACGCUGUCAUCGUCGAUGAUUUAUUCAUUAGCUGGCCGUAAGUGUAUAGGCUACGUUAGCGGUUCACCGUGUAGGUAAUACGAUGCUGUCUAAAAACUAGUACACGGCCUAGAUCUAAGUCUAGCUACGCUAUUGUCACUGUGACUCUGUUGUAAUCUUGUGUGUUCAGUAACAUCGUCCAGGCCUCUUUGGGUCCGACUGAACUUUGAACAUUUUUAUUCAGUUGACGGAAUAAACCCCUUCCGUUUCAUCCCAGUGGGAUGGAGGAGUGGGGGGAAGUUUGCAAAUGUUGUCUUGAACUUGCUACUGGAAAACCCCCUGUGUUGUCGUUCCUAAGUAGGCCUACUCUUAGUUACCUCAGUUUGACCACCCUGAUUCACAAUUUUUCAUCACUGCGACAUGGUCAUUGAAUGUGAACUCUAGAAAGAGAUCCCACGUUAUAAAAUAAUUCUAUUUUUGUUUAUGUAGGUGCCUUACAGCUAUCAUUUUGGUUUAUGUAUUUUGUUGGUCAGUAGCCUACCCUGGUCAGUACCCUUAAACUGCUUUAAGAGGAAGAAAGCCGAUCACGAUCGAAAAAUAUAUAUUGUUUUGGAUGUAGCCUAAACAAUGGAAUAAUCAGCAUAGUUUUGGUCAUGUUUAAUUGGCAUGUUUGAAUCUUGGAUUUUUUUUUUUUCGACAGGUUUUCUGUUGCAUGAUCUGUUAGAAUGCCUUCGAUGAUUUGUAUUUAUAACUUUAUAGCGUCAAGGUUCUUGAGUGCUCUGCAGUAUUUACACAGUCCAUAGAUUAUUUUAUAGUGCAGGACGGUACUGUUGGAACUUUUUACAUAGAAACUGCAGAAUGUACAUGACACUGUGCCCAAUGUUACCGUGGCUGUGUUUUGCACUGUGUCCAAAACCAUUAUAUGGGACUGUUUCCUUCUUACAAUGUAUAGUCUAUACUUCUCUGCCUCCACAUUUCAUGACUGUAUAUAUAUGUAUUAUUAUAUGGAAAACACUACUUCUAAUUUAUUGUUCUUCUAUUGGGUCAAAGUUGCGCUGAUAAAAGGAAAAAAAAGAUGCCUUCUUUAGAAAUGUGUAAACUAGCCUACGGUGUAAACUCGUUAAAGUGCUUGGUUGUCUUUAUUUCUCGGUGGGGAGCGCGCGAUGCAGCCUGUGCCAAGAUGGCGUCUUCAGUUUUGUCUGUCUGCUGCCUUUGUUUUGAAUGUUGUGUUUCUGUUGCUUAACUGUAUAGAAGAUCAAAGCUAUGCUGCAGACGCUCUCAAUAAAUGAUUGAAAUUA